This is a messenger RNA of Ceratotherium simum simum (southern white rhinoceros), 910 nucleotides long. The record is from RefSeq and is a predicted model, not a curated record. NCBI's taxonomy places the organism in Eukaryota, Metazoa, Chordata, Mammalia, Perissodactyla, Rhinocerotidae.
UUUACCCACGCCUUUACGUAUUUCAGGUCUACAGGUGCGCCUGCAGGUUCAAGCGCUGCCUCUGGCAGCAGUCGAAGACUUCAGCAGACGCAAAAUCAAGUGGAUGAGGUGGUGGACAUCAUGAGAGUCAAUGUGGAUAAGGUCCUGGAAAGAGAUCAGAAGCUCUCUGAGUUAGAUGACCGUGCAGACGCACUGCAGGCAGGAGCUUCCCAAUUUGAAACAAGUGCUGCCAAGUUGAAGAGAAAAUAUUGGUGGAAGAAUUGCAAGAUGUGGGCCAUAGGGAUCAGUGUCGUGGUCAUCAUCAUCAUCAUCAUCGUCGUGUGGAGUCUUUCUUAAUGAAGAACCAGUGGAACUCCAGCCUGCUGUUCAAGAAACCUCUUCAAGACUUUGACUUAGAACCUGCUACAUUAUCAAGCUUACCUACUGUUAUAUCUAAAAUGAUUCUUUUCUGUUAGUUAAUGUCAAGUUUGAUUUCUAGGAAAUGUGCCUUUGUUUUUUAAUAUGCACUCCAAACCAGAAGUGUAGUCAGCCCAGCUCGCAUUUUGCACAGUGCCUUUACAAAUUUAUAUAGGGGCUGAUGAAGAGGACUUCUUAAGUUCCAGAGUGUUAUAACCUAGCAGUAACAUUGUCUGAUUAAUUGCCGUUAAUUCCAGUGAAGGGAAUUUGUUCCACGUUAGCUGUCCUUGUCAAUAUGACGUUAUCCUCAGAACCAUAGUUUAAACCUUUCAGAUUUCCAAUUUGUGCCUUCCAGAAAGAACACUACUGCCUAACACAAAUCUGUGACAAUAUCAGGCUGUGCCUUAUUUUGCUUUUUCUGAUUCCCUGUAAGAGAAACCUAUACUGUUUAUAAGCACUACUGACUCUUUCGCUGUAUUUAAAAUAAGAUGUUGGUAAAGAGUUUUUGCUCUUA